Messenger RNA from Rhineura floridana, 716 nucleotides. Its product is annotated as phospholipase A2 inhibitor and Ly6/PLAUR domain-containing protein-like. The coding region runs from base 38 to 640 and encodes 200 amino acids. Lineage: Eukaryota; Metazoa; Chordata; Lepidosauria; Squamata; Rhineuridae. The record is from RefSeq and is a predicted model, not a curated record. The transcript has 6 exons.
CUGCAGCAACUAUUCUUGUUCUUCUGCUUACCAAACCAUGCAGAUGUCGCUGAUCUUCUACCUCUUCUUUCUCCUGCUUGCUACAGGAGUUUGCUUGUACUGUGAACGCUGCAGUAGCAGCAGCGACUUGUGCACUGGUACGUCGCAUUUGUGCCCAGGAUCUGAAGAUACUUGCCUGAUCUUCACCACAGAGAACACAGUUGGGAAUGACAGAUGGUUAUCCACAUACAAAGGCUGCACCAAGAGAGAGUACUGCCCUCCAACUGCCAUGACCUUCACUUUCCCGAACCAGCGCAAACGGAGAGCCGCCAAGUGUUGUCACAGGGAUCUUUGCAACAGUGGAGCAGUGUCACUGCCACGGCUAGGCACCAGGCCGAAUGGAUUCAAGUGUCCUGGAUGCUUCUCGGAGUCUCCAAAAUGCCCAACUAUUGAGAUAUUAAAUUGCCAUGGCUGGGAACGCAAAUGCGUCUCCUACGAUGUGACCGUGGAACAAGGUGAAGAGAUCUACACUUUCACUAAACGUGGCUGUGGGACCAAGCGCUCCUGUGUGAACGAGCCACUUAUUCUUGGGUUGCCUGGAUCGUACAUAGAAAUGUGGAAGAAAGCCACGUGUGCCCCAGCCCAAAAAGACCUGCAUUAGUAAGGCACUAGUCCCUGAGAACAUAGUUAAAUGUCUGCUGAGGCUUCCCAGCAGAUGCAAUAAUGUUAACAAUAAA